AUGAAUUUUACAGAGCCUCGUACCACAGAUUAUCUAUAUUAUUCAGACUAUGCUUCUCUAAUCACACAGCCUUGUUCAAAAUUGGAAGUCAGGAUCUUCACAAAAGCAUUUCUGCCAGUUGCGUAUUCGUUGAUUUGUACCAUCGGCCUAGUUGGUAACAUCUUUGUAGUGAUGACCUUUGCUUUAUAUGAAAGAACCAAGUCCAUGACGGAUGUGUACCUCUUCAACAUGGCCAUAGCAGACAUACUGUUUGUUCUCACUCUCCCACUGUGGGCAGUGAAUUAUGCUGCUGACAACUGGAUCUUCGGUGAUUUCAUUUGCAAAAUGACCAGAGGUAUCUAUGCAAUCAACUUCAGCUGCGGCAUGCUGCUUUUGGCCUUUAUUAGCGUGGACCGGUACAUUGCUAUUGUACAGGCAACAAAGUCAUUUAAACUCAGGGCAAGAACACUUGCAUAUAGAAAACUCAUUUGUUUGGCCGUAUGGGUAUCAUCAAUUUUAAUCUCUGGUUCCUCUUUUCUAUACAGUGAAAGUUACAGCUUCUCCACCAAUGAAACCAAAGAGAUUUGUGAUCACAGAUUUGACAGAAUGUCUGAAAGCACAAUGCUGAAAUCACUGCUGCUGUGUCUACAAGUUGGAUUUGGAUUUUUUAUACCUCUCAUAUUCAUGAUUUUUUGCUAUACGUUCGUUGUCAAAUCUUUACAACAAGCACAAAAUUCCAAAAGAAACAAAGCAAUCCGUGUGAUUGUAUUAAUUGUAGCUGUUUUCCUAGUUUGCCAGGUACCUUAUAACAUUGUUCUUCUUGUGACAGCCAUAAAUAUGGGCAAGAUAGACAAAUCUUGUGACAACGACAAGAUAAUGGCCUAUGCGAAAUACACCACUGAAGCCAUAGCAUUUUUACACUGUUGCGUGAACCCUGUGCUCUAUGCAUUUAUUGGAGUGAAGUUCAGAAGUUAUUUUGUGAAGAUAAUGAAGGACCUAUGGUGCAUGAGAUACAAGAAAUACAAUAAACGUAAUUCAAGGACAAACUCUGAUAUUUAUCAUUCAAGGCAGACUAGUGAAAUUCUGACUGACAAUGGAUCUUCUUUUACUAUAUAA
This is a messenger RNA of Gavia stellata (red-throated loon), 1095 nucleotides long. It is a transcript of the gene CCR6, whose product is annotated as C-C motif chemokine receptor 6. The record is from RefSeq and is a predicted model, not a curated record. The coding region runs from base 1 to 1095 and encodes 364 amino acids. Lineage: Eukaryota; Metazoa; Chordata; Aves; Gaviiformes; Gaviidae. Gene Ontology annotation, cellular component: membrane. Gene Ontology annotation, biological process: chemotaxis; positive regulation of dendritic cell chemotaxis; immune response. The transcript is spliced from 2 exons. Gene Ontology annotation, molecular function: chemokine receptor activity.